Thrips palmi is the source of this 1585-nucleotide messenger RNA. It is a transcript of the gene Uba5, whose product is annotated as ubiquitin-like modifier-activating enzyme 5. Gene Ontology annotation, cellular component: cytoplasm; cytosol. Gene Ontology annotation, biological process: protein ufmylation. The coding region runs from base 1 to 1191 and encodes 396 amino acids. The record is from RefSeq and is a predicted model, not a curated record. NCBI's taxonomy places the organism in Eukaryota, Metazoa, Arthropoda, Insecta, Thysanoptera, Thripidae. Gene Ontology annotation, molecular function: UFM1 activating enzyme activity. The transcript is spliced from 7 exons.
AUGACGUCCAUUGAGGAACUUAAGGCGAAAAUCGAGAGGCUGGAGCAGGAGCUAGCCGUUGAAAAAUCUAAAAACUCAAAUGCUCCAGUGCGAGGGAAGAUUGCUCAGAUGUCAUCUGAAGUUGUUGAUUCCAAUCCAUACAGCCGCCUCAUGGCGUUAAAGAGGAUGGGAAUUGUUGAUAACUAUGAAAAAAUUCGAGAACUGUCUGUGGCUGUUGUCGGUGUUGGUGGCGUUGGUAGUGUCACCGCUGAAAUGCUGACUAGAUGUGGUAUUGGAAAGCUUGUGUUGUUUGACUAUGAUAAAGUUGAACUUGCCAAUAUGAAUCGACUCUUCUUCCAACCCCAUCAAGCUGGUCUUUCAAAAGUCGCUGCUGCUGCACAUACUCUUAUGGAUAUUAACCCUGAUGUAGAAAUAGAAACCCACAACUAUAAUAUAACUACCAUGGAAAAUUUCAAUCACUUCAUGGAAAGAAUUAACACAGGCAGUUCAACUGGAGGACCAGUUGACCUUGUUCUCAGUUGCGUUGACAAUUUUGAAGCACGCAUGGCAAUUAAUACAGCCUGCAAUGAGCUCAAUCAAAUCUGGUUUGAAUCUGGUGUGUCUGAGAAUGCAGUUUCGGGUCAUAUUCAACUAAUCAAACCAGGAGAAACUGCAUGUUUUGCGUGUGCUCCACCUCUUGUUGUUGCUUCCAAUAUUGAUGAGAAAACUCUCAAGAGGGAAGGUGUGUGUGCUGCAAGUUUGCCUACCACAAUGGGUAUAGUCGCUGGCUUCCUUGUUCAAAAUACUCUCAAGUACCUUCUCAAUUUUGGCCAAACUACACACUACUUGGGCUACAGCGCACUCACUGACUUUUUCCCAACGAUGCAGCUGAAGCCAAACCCAACGUGCGAUGAUUCAUUUUGCCAGGAGAGGCAAAGGGAAUUCGCUGCUCGCCCUAAGCCUGAAGUCUGUGAUGAUGGUGUUCCCGUGGAAGAAGAAGUGGUUCAUGAAGACAAUGAUUGGGGUAUUUCCCUGGUUGAUGAAACACCUGCUAACACCACUGAAGAAAAUGUUAGUAAACCAGUUGGCCUUGCUCAGGGUGUCAGUGUUGCAUACGACCUUCCAGCGCCAAACAGCGGUAGCUCCGGGCCUACUGUACAAGAUACAGACAUUUCUCUUGAGCAACUGAUGGCACAAAUGAAGAAAAUGUGAUUUAAGUUAUUCAACUGCUCUUGGUUGAGACUGGGAAAAAAUAUUGAACUGUUGUUGAUUGUAGAUAAGUGUUGUGGAGAUCUAGGAUGUAAUUUUUUGACAAGGCCUUACCACUAAAGAAGUCUGCCUUCACCGCUGUUUUGUGACAUCUAUUGUCGAGACAUUUUUUCCAACAUCCAUCACUCUAUAAUCAAGGACUGGUUUUUAUCUUUUAAAAUGUUGUUAAUUUUUGAAGUUUUUAUAUUUUGUUUUUACACGGGUUCUUGUGAUGUCAUGAAUGAAUUAUUGUCUGUAUUUCAUAAUUUAUGUGUCAGUAUUUUUGUAACAUUAUUCCAUUACAAUUGAUUUUCUAUCCACUCUCUAUGACAUCCAAAUAAAUUUUUCUGCCAGCAGA